Diceros bicornis minor is the source of this 1355-nucleotide messenger RNA. RefSeq names its product pelota mRNA surveillance and ribosome rescue factor (gene PELO). Bases 6 to 1163 code for a protein of 385 amino acids. Gene Ontology annotation, cellular component: cytoplasm. NCBI's taxonomy places the organism in Eukaryota, Metazoa, Chordata, Mammalia, Perissodactyla, Rhinocerotidae. The transcript is spliced from 2 exons. The record is from RefSeq and is a predicted model, not a curated record. Gene Ontology annotation, biological process: nuclear-transcribed mRNA catabolic process, no-go decay; nonfunctional rRNA decay; nuclear-transcribed mRNA catabolic process, non-stop decay.
GGGUCAUGAGGCUCGUGAGGAAGGACAUCGAGAAAGACAAUGCGGGCCAGGUGACCCUGGUCCCCGAGGAGCCCGAGGACAUGUGGCACACCUACAAUCUAGUGCAGGUGGGCGACAGCUUGCGCGCCUCCACCAUCCGCAAGGUACAGACCGAGUCCUCCACGGGCAGCGUGGGAAGCAACCGGGUCCGCACCACCCUCACUCUCUGCGUGGAGGCCAUCGACUUCGACUCUCAAGCCUGCCAGCUGCGGGUCAAGGGAACCAACAUCCAAGAGAAUGAGUAUGUCAAGAUGGGGGCUUACCACACCAUCGAGCUGGAGCCCAACCGCCAGUUCACCCUGGCCAAGAAGCAGUGGGACAGUGUGGUUCUGGAGCGCAUCGAGCAGGCCUGUGACCCAGCCUGGAGCGCCGAUGUGGCAGCAGUAGUUAUGCAGGAAGGCCUCGCCCAUAUCUGCUUAGUCACUCCCAGCAUGACCCUCACUCGGGCCAAGGUGGAGGUGAACAUCCCUCGGAAACGGAAAGGCAACUGCUCCCAGCAUGACCGAGCCUUGGAGCGGUUCUACGAACAGGUGGUCCAGGCCAUCCAGCGCCACAUACACUUUGAUGUUGUAAAGUGCAUCCUGGUGGCCAGCCCCGGAUUUGUGAGGGAGCAGUUCUGCGACUACAUGUUUCAACAAGCGGUGAAGACUGACAACAAAGUGCUCCUGGAAAACCGGUCCAAAUUCCUUCAGGUACACGCCUCCUCUGGACACAAGUACUCCCUGAAAGAGGCCCUUUGUGACCCUACUGUGGCUAGCCGCCUUUCAGACACUAAAGCUGCUGGGGAAGUAAAAGCCUUGGAUGACUUCUAUAAGAUGUUACAACAUGAACCAGACCGAGCUUUUUAUGGACUCAGGCAGGUGGAGAAGGCCAAUGAGGCUAUGGCCAUUGACACAUUGCUCAUCAGCGAUGAGCUCUUCAGGCACCAGGAUGUAGCCACCCGGAGCCGGUAUGUGAGGCUGGUGGACAGGGUGAAAGAGAAUGCAGGCACUGUUAGGAUAUUCUCUAGUCUUCAUGUAUCUGGGGAGCAGCUCAGCCAGUUGACUGGAGUAGCUGCCAUUCUCCGCUUCCCUGUCCCUGAACUCUCUGACCAAGAGGAUGAUUCCAGUUCUGAAGAAGAUUAAUGAUUGGAACUUAUGAUUGAGACAACCUUGUGUCUCUUCACUGUUACAUUUUCUCAGCAUCCUUGUGACAGGGAGCUGUGGCACUUUGUGAUUCUUACAAGGAUUUCUCAUGUGUUUAAUCUCACUAGGUAUUUUGUGGUUGGCAGGGCAUGUAUUCAGACCAAACAAUAAAUUAAAAGGAAAUAAUCUCCA